Molecule: messenger RNA, 1413 nt
Organism: Pollicipes pollicipes
Lineage: Eukaryota; Metazoa; Arthropoda; Thecostraca; Pollicipedomorpha; Pollicipedidae
Gene: Rpn10
Product: regulatory particle non-ATPase 10
Exons: 9
Coding region: 113-1279 (388 amino acids)
Biological process (GO): proteasome-mediated ubiquitin-dependent protein catabolic process
Cellular component (GO): nucleus; proteasome regulatory particle, base subcomplex; cytosol
Molecular function (GO): polyubiquitin modification-dependent protein binding
Source: RefSeq, a predicted model, not a curated record
CCGGUACAGACAAGUGGAUGUUCCUGGAUUGGGUGCCGGUGUUGUGGUCACUGCUUGCGGUCAGGUGUAUUGUGUCUGGAGCUUAGGCUCAAGCCAGACCUUUUUCGUAGUCAUGGUUCUUGAAAGCACAAUGAUAUGUAUUGAUAACAGCGACUAUAUGCGGAAUGGCGACUUCGUGCCGUCACGCAUCCAGGCGCAGCAAGACGCGGUGGGCAUGGUCUGCCACGCCAAGACGCGCGCCAACCCGGAGAACAACUGCGGCCUCAUCACCUCGGCCGGCGGCCAGGUGCUGACCACACUCACCACGGACGCCGGCCGGGUCCUCUCCAAGCUGCACGAGGUCCAGCCCAACGGCGAUUCCAACUUCCUCACCAGCAUGAGGAUUGCCCACUUGGCCCUGAAGCACCGACAGAGCAAGAACCACAAAACGCGCAUCAUCUUCUUUGUUGGCUCUCCAAUCGAAUGCGACGAAAAAGAAAUUAUCAAAGUCGCUAAACGGCUCAAGAAAGAAAAAGUCAAUGUGGAUAUUAUCAGUUUCGGCGAAGAGGCUGCCAACACGGACAUCCUCAGCCAGUUCAUCAACACCAUCAACGGCAAAGACGGCACCGGCAGCCACCUGGUGACGGUGCCGACUGGGCCGCAUCUGUCCGACGCGCUCGUCUCAUCACCGAUACUGCAGGGUGAGGACGGUGCCGGCGCGCCUGGCAUCGGCGGCGGCUCGGGCUUCGAGUUCGGCGUCGACCCCAAUGAAGACCCGGAGCUGGCGCUGGCGCUGCGCGUCUCGAUGGACGAGCAGCGCGCGCUGCAGCAGCAGCAGGAGCAGGGGCGCGAGACGGCGCCGGCGGCCGGCGCGCCCGUGGACGCGGCGGCGGCGGCGGCGGCACCGGCCGGCCGCGCCGCUGCCACCGGCGAGGAGGCCAUGUUGGAACAGGCUCUGGCCAUGUCCAUGGGAGGCGGCACCCCGCCGGCACCGCCUGACUUCGCCGCCAUGACCGAAGAGGAGCAGAUCGCCUACGCCAUGCAGAUGUCAAUGGCCGACCAGGCCGCCGACGAGACGCCCACCCCGAUGGAGACCGAUCAGCCGGAACAGGAGAAAAAGCAGGGCGACGAGGAGGACUACCUGGAGGUGGUGUCCGACCCGGCUUUCCUCCAGUCGGUGCUUGAGAACCUGCCGGGCGUCGAUGCACGCUCCGAGGACGUGCGCCGCGCCAUGGGCAACAUCGCCGGCGCCCAACCGCCACCCAAGAAGGACGAUAAAGACAAGGCCAAGAAGAAGUAGGCGCAGCGCGCCGGCCGGCCGCCGCGCGCCUCAUUUGUACGCGAUCUGCUGAUUUCCGACGGUGCGUCCGAUGUAUUCGAGGACGGCUGACUCCCUGGACGGGGCCGGGUAAUAAAUGUGAGGCUGCCGUGGUC